This is a messenger RNA of Gadus morhua (Atlantic cod), 2265 nucleotides long. RefSeq names its product zgc:112083. The transcript is spliced from 10 exons. Bases 145 to 1734 code for a protein of 529 amino acids. The record is from RefSeq and is a predicted model, not a curated record. Gene Ontology annotation, molecular function: DNA-binding transcription factor activity, RNA polymerase II-specific; RNA polymerase II cis-regulatory region sequence-specific DNA binding. Lineage: Eukaryota; Metazoa; Chordata; Actinopteri; Gadiformes; Gadidae. Gene Ontology annotation, biological process: anatomical structure development; regulation of transcription by RNA polymerase II.
UUUCCCCGCGAAGAAGAAACGUUACCGCCUUCUGGAUGACAGGAAGUGAACCAAAACAGUGGAGGGAAAAGCGGAGUUGAGGGGAGCGAAGCUACAAGUGGAUAACAAAGGUGGCGAGGACACCACCUUGAUGAAUCUGUUAUCAUGGGAAAGACGAAGAAGCCUAGUGUGUCGGUGCAGUGCGAGUGGUCGUCCUGCACCUUCAAGGGCCACACCGUGGAGGAGCUGAGCGAGCACAUGGCCCUCCACCUGAAGGAGCAUCUAGGAGACGGAGAUGCCAUGGAGGAGCUCGACGACUAUGCGUGCCUGUGGAGGGGCUGUGAGUUCCUGGCCAUGGGCAGUCCCAGGGAGCUGGAGGUCCACGCCCACUUCCACACCUACCACAGCAAGCUGAAGGGCCUCGGAGGGCAGCUGCUGAAGGCCCAGCCCGCCCUGCCCGGCUGCAAGCAGGACCUGCACACCAACAACCUCUCCUCGGAGGUCUCUGCCGGCCUGCGCUGCAUGUGGCAGCACUGUGACAGUACGUUCAACAACCCUGAGUGGUUCUAUCGCCACGCCGACAACCACGUGCAGUGCAGCGAGCCACGCCCCCUGCCCCAGCCGGAGCAGCAGGCCCUGUUCUGCCAAUGGGGAGGUUGCGACGCCUUCUUUAAGGUCCGGUACCGCCUGAGGGAACAUCUGCGGAGCCACACCCAGGAGAAGGUGGUGGCCUGCCCCACCUGCGGCUGCAUGUUCUCCAGCAACACCAAGCUGUUCGACCACCUCCACAGGCAGGCGGAGCCUGAGGGCUCUCUUGUGUGUGAGCACUGUGGGAAAGCCUUCACCAACGAGAGGCUCCUGAGGGACCACGUCAGGCAACAUGUGAAUCACAUCAAGUGUCCGCUGUGUGACAUGACCUGCACCACUCUGGCCACCCUGAAGAUCCACAUCAAGUUCCGCCACUGUGACGAACGGCCCUUCUCCUGUGACUUCUGCGAGAGCAGCUUCAAGAACCAGCACGACCUGCGCAAGCACAUGGAGACCCACAACGAGGGCGCGGCCUACCGGUGCACGGUGGAGGGCUGCGACUACUCGUCCCGCAUGGCCCACACCAUGCGCCAGCACUACAGACGCAUGCACGAGGGAGGGAUGAUCUCCAGGUACAAAUGCCACAUCUGCGAGAAGACGUUCUCCUGGUGCUACACGCUGACACUGCACCUCCGCAAGAAGCACCAGCUGAAGUGGCCGUCGGGACACUCGCGCUUCAGGUACAAGGAGAACGAGGACGGCUACCUCACCCUGAACAUGGUACGCUUCGAGACGGUGGAGGUCACCGAGGAGCUCAUGAAGAACAUGGAGAAGAAGCGGCAGAUCCACCGCAGGGGCCCUGGGCCCCGGGCCAAGCAGACCUCCAGGGGGGGGCCUCCCGACCGUAGCCACGCCUCCCCCCAGCCGCCGGGCUCCGCCUCCCCGUCCUCCUCCUGCGACGGCUCCUCCUCCUCCUCCCCGGGCUCCUCCUCCUCUUCCGAGGAGGAGGAGCCCGGGGAGGAGGAGGAGGAGGAGGCGGCGUCGCCGCAGCCCAGCCCCCGCGGCGGCGACUCCCCCGUGUACUGCGUGAUGAACAGCAUCCCCCACAUCGAGGACGACCCCGGGGGGCCCUUGAUGCUGUUGGAGGAGUGCGACCCCACCGCCACCUCCGGGGCGGUGCAGGCCCUUACCGAGGUGGCCCGUGGCCUGGGCAUGGACGUGGUGUGAAGCCCCCCCCCCUGGUCGUGUGAUUCAACGUUCCUAUGAUGUUCAGUGGACCCCCCCCCCCCCACUGUGUUUUCGGAUUCAUGCGUGUUCAUCGUUUUUAAUGAUUGGUGUUUACCCCUUUUGUCUUUGACGCCGUGGCGGUGUUUGUACAGGAAGGGGGCGACAAGGACAAAAGUUUGCUUAUAGAGGAAGAAAUGCGAGAUUUUAUUUUUUAAUCAAACAGUUUUAUUAUACGGUGAACACGUGAAUUGGAGCCGCUCUUAUCCUGAACGUAAGGGAGGCCCGUGUCUGGUGAAACACGGCUGAACUCUUGACGCCCUCGUUCGUACGGCGCCAAGCUGCGAUAGUCGUUUGUAUAUAUGUUUAUUUUAGAUGUUCGGUAUCUUCCAUUUUAUUUUUCUUCUUAUGGAAUUUAAUGUUAUGCAACUAAUGACUGACGUUUAGCACUGUUUAAGUUAUUAAAUAUUGAGAAGCCAGUUUAUUUAUUAGAAGAUGCGAUGGUGUACAAUAAAGUGGUCGGUUUGAUGGUUA